This is a messenger RNA of Astyanax mexicanus (Mexican tetra), 827 nucleotides long. Its product is annotated as serine/threonine-protein kinase pim-2-like. The transcript has 3 exons. Gene Ontology annotation, cellular component: cytoplasm. Bases 400 to 777 code for a protein of 125 amino acids. Gene Ontology annotation, biological process: regulation of mitotic cell cycle; protein autophosphorylation; negative regulation of apoptotic process. NCBI's taxonomy places the organism in Eukaryota, Metazoa, Chordata, Actinopteri, Characiformes, Acestrorhamphidae. The record is from RefSeq and is a predicted model, not a curated record. Gene Ontology annotation, molecular function: protein serine/threonine kinase activity.
UACACAGUAAUACUAAAUAACGUUGCCCAAUUUCUCUCUAUCCUGCAGAUCGCUGUUAAUUACAUCCCCAUCGACACAGUGAAGCGCACUGCUGAGGUGAGCAUAAACACACACUCAAUCUAACACAAACUGUGCAUUAACAGAUUCAUCAUAAGCUACAGUCUCUUUAACAGUCCACCCACAAGGUGGAGCUGCAGGGUAGAGGUCAGUCUCUGUUUCUGAUGGUCUCUAGAGGAGUAGUGGGUAAUGCUGUGUUCUCUUUUAUGUUUUGUAUUAAUGGAAAACUGAAGAACUUUCCACUGGAAGUGGUUCUCAUGCAGAUGGUGGGCCGAGACCAGUCCGUUCCUGAGGGAACCGCCAGCUUUUCAGUGGAGCUGCUGGACUGGUUCGAGCUGCAGCAUGAGCUGGUGCUGGUUAUGGAGCGUCCUCUUGGUUCAGACGGGCGCUGAAGUACCACUCCUGCGCUUUGUGGACUUCGGCUGUGGCUGCCUUUUAGAAGACUCCUACACUCAGUUUGAUGGAACAACUCAGUACACUUCCCCUGAGUUUUUUACCCAGGGGUCCUACCUCCCUGAAAUCAACUUUUGCAACUUGGGAUGUCUGCUGUGUGGAAAGCGCCCUUUCACCAACUCCACACAGAUCAUCAGGAAGACGCUCCGCAUACCUGCCCGCCUGUCCUGCCAGUGUAAGGAUCUGCUGAGGAGACUUGUCGAAGCACCCACAGCGAAGACACUCGCUUCGUCAUCUCCUACAGCAUCCCUGGCUAAGUUCACCUGACAACACACACACAUAGAUAGACACAUCUGUCUAUAUCCACACACUUAGUU